Messenger RNA from Aegilops tauschii subsp. strangulata, 732 nucleotides. NCBI's taxonomy places the organism in Eukaryota, Viridiplantae, Streptophyta, Magnoliopsida, Poales, Poaceae. The record is from RefSeq and is a predicted model, not a curated record.
AAGAUGAGUCCCCUCCACAAGAAGAUCCUGAAGACGGUGGACGAGCUGAAAGGCGACCUCUCCGAGCUUUUCAGCCAAUCUCCGGAGGCCAGGCCAAGGACACGAAGGGCGCGCCGUUCAUCGUCUGCUCCAGCUGCUUCACGCUCGUUCAAUUGUCCGCCACGGCUUCGCCGUCACGAGCGCCAAGGUGCGCGACCUGCUCGGCCAUGCUCUUCUACUCCUACCACGACCCGGACAGGAAGAAACCCGUCGACCAGUGCAGCACGGCCGGCCCCUCACCCGCGCGCCACGUCGGCGCGUGGCCGGACCUGUUCUCGUUCAUCGAGGAUUUUGCGGCCCAGUACGGGGCGAGCAGCUACUCCACCACGGAGGACGAGCUGCAUGUGUCGAGGAACUCGUCCUUCAACACCGUCGUCGCGACAGGGGAGGAGACGACGACGCGGCCCAUCCGUGGAGUACAGCUCGGCGAGCGAGCUGCUGCUGCGGCGGCGCUCCCCUAGCCUCUACGAGUACGGGAGCUCCGACAAGAGGUCGACGUCGCCAUCCGACGCGAGCAGGCGGCAUGAGGACAGGAAGGGGAAAGGCUACUUCAAGGUUGCAGUGGCAAUAUUCAGUGAUUGUUACUUCCUCUCCAGAGAAUUUGCCAAGGUGGAGUAUGUUCAUGAAUACAGAGAAGCAAAUACUGUAGCUCACGAGUUGGUGUUCUUGGAAAAAAUCCAUGACCUUCCUCUA